GUGAGGCAUUCUGGGAAGGAGAAACUUCUCUGUUAUGCUGCUUCGUGAAAAAUGAAGCGUGUCUUCACACUUUCUGAGAAAUCCUGGAGUGGAUCAUGUGUGAAGUACAAAUGGCAGAAAUCUUUAGGGAAUUAUCUGGCUGUUGCUGGACCCGACAACUCCGUCAAGAUCUUCGACCGUCAUGGACAAAAGAUGAACGAGAUGAAUCUCCCUGGGAGGUGCAUCUCUUUGGACUGGGAUAAAGACGGAGACACUUUAGCCGUCAUUGCGGAAAAAUCCACUUCCAUCCAUCUGUGGGACGCCAACGUCAAUAAGUCGUCACAGAUGGACUGCGGCAUGAGAGCCGUAGAUCAGCUGUCUUUUCUGCUGUGGUCCAAAACGGGACCAUUGUUGGCAGUCGGGACGUCUAAAGGAAAUCUGCUCAUUUACAACCAGCAAACCUCACGCAAGAUUCCAGUGCUGGGUAAACACACUAAAAGGAUUACAUGUGGCUGCUGGAGUUCUCAGAACCUGUUAGCUCUGGGCAGCGAGGAUCACAAUAUCACAGUCAGCAACCAUGAAGGAGACACCAUCCGACAGACCUCCGUUCGAGCGGAUCCAGCUGAUAUUCAGUUCUCUGUGAUGAAGACAGAUGAGAGAUCGUCACCAGGAGAGAGCACGGUGAGCGUGGCAGUAGGGAAGGCGACUCUGUUCCUGUUUAACCUGAACGACCCGGAUAACCCCAUCGAGCUGGCUUUCCAGGAGCGCUACGGGAACAUCGUCUCCUACCGCUGGUAUGGUGAUGGUUACAUAAUGAUCGGAUUCUCGCAUGGUUAUUUUGUGGUGAUUUCGACACACAUCCGCGAGAUUGGACAAGAACUUUUCCAGGCUCAUAAUCACAAAGACAGUCUGAGCAGCAUCGCUAUCUCUCAGGCUCUUAACAAAGCUGCGUCAUGUGGAGAUAACUGUGUAAAGAUCCAUGACCUGACUGAUCUGAAGGAGAUGGACGCUAUUAUCCCGCUGUACGAGGAGACUAAAGGGUUGGAUCAGAUCUGUUGGACGGACGAUGGUCAGCUGUUGGCUGUGUCGUCUCAGCAGGGCAGGCUGCACGUCUAUCUGACCAAGCUGCCCAUCCUCGGACACAGCUGCGGCACACGCCUCGCUUACCUCACGUCCCUGCUGGAGGUCACCGUCGCCAAUCAGGUAGAGAAGGAAACUACGGUUACUGUGGCAGUGGAGGUGGAGCCUAACUUUAUUGCUGUGGGACCAUACCACCUGGCUGUAGGGAUGAACAACAGGGCGUGGUUUUAUUCGAUGGGAGACAGAGGUGUGGAACGUCUUAAGGACACCGAAUACCUGGGCACAGUGGCUAGUUUGUGUCUGAACUGUGACUACGCAGCGGCUCUGUUUGAGGGAAAGGUCCAGCUGCAUAUGAUUGAAGGUGAAGACCAGGAAGACAGACAGACAAAGCUUUUCCCAGAUCCUGACCAGAAAUAUCGCAUCCUCAGCCACGCACUAUCCACAGAGUUCCUCUUCUACGGAACGGACACUGGUCUGAUUCAGUGUUUCUACAUCGAGGAUUGGCAGAGUGUCAACGAGUAUCGCCACCAAGUGGCCGUACGCAAGGUUUUCCCCGACCCCAACGGAACCCGGCUCGUCUUCAUCGAUGACGAGAGCGAUGGAUUCCUUUACUCUCCGGUGGACGACUCCCUGUUCGAGAUCCCUGACUUCUCCUCCACCAUAACGGGUGUGCUGUGGGAAAACUCUGUGAACGAUAAGGCCGUUUUUGUGGCAUUCGACGAGGACAAAGUGUACACUUACACCUUCCACAAGGACACCAUACAGGGUUCGAAGGUGAUUCUGGUGGGUGCCACCAAACUGCCGUUUUCCCACAAGCCCUUGCUAUUGUAUAAUGGUGAACUGACGUGCCAGACGCAGAGUGGCAAGACGAGCAGCGUACUUCUGAGCACACACUCUUUCCUCAACAAUGUACAAACGAGCAGCAGCAAAGAGCAGAUCCAAUCCCAGCUGCAGCAAGCCAUCAACCUCAAGAGGUUCUCAGCGGCGUGGUCUUUAUGUUCAGCUUUGGGCAAUACGGAGGCCUGGGCGGAGCUGGGAAGGGCGUGUCUCCAUCACAUGGAGGUGGAGUUGGCCAUCAGAGUGUAUCGCAGCAUGGGCAAUGUGGGCAUGGUGCUGUCACUGGAGGACAUUAAGGGAAUAGAGGAUCAGAAUCUGCUGGCUGGACACCUAGCAAUGUUCUGCAACGACUACAACCAAGCUCAAGACCUUUACCUGGCUUCCUCAUAUCCGAUGGCAGCACUAGAGAUGAGGAGGGACCUGCAGCAUUGGGACAGUGCUUUGCAGCUAGCUAAGAGGCUACAUCCUGAUGAAAUCCCUUUUAUAUCUAAGGAAUACGCCAUCCAGCUGGAGUUUGUUGGAGAUUACACAAACGCUCUGGCUCACUAUGAAAAAGGCAUCACUGGAGACAACAAGUUCCAGGAACAUGACGAGAGUUGUUUGGCUGGAGUGGCCCGCAUGUCUAUCAGGAUGGGAGACAUCCGCCGAGGAGCCAACCAGGCCAUCAAACACCCAAGCAAAACACUGAAGAAAGACUGCGGCGCCAUUUUGGAGAGCAUGAAGCAAUAUUCGGAGGCGGCACAGCUGUAUGAGAAAGGCCAGUACUACGACAAGGCUGCUUCGGUCUACAUUCGCUGCAAGAAUUGGGCAAAGGUUGGAGAGCUGCUGCCCCAUGUGUCUUCUCCCAAAAUUCACCUGCAGUACGCUAAGGCCAAAGAGGCUGAUGGAAAAUACAAAGAGGCUGUGUUGGCCUACGAGAGCGCCCGGGACUGGGACAGCGUGAUCCGGAUCCUCUUGGAGCAUCUUAAUAAUCCAGAGGAAGCGGUCAGGAUCGUGCGGGAGACCCAGUCCAUCGAUGGCGCCAAGAUGGUGGCCAGGUUUUUUCUGCGUCUGAGUGAUUACGGCUCAGCCAUCCAGUUCCUGGUGAUGUCACACUGCAGCGACGAGGCCUUCCAGCUCGCCCAGCAGCACGGCCAGAUGGAGGUGUAUGCUGACAUCAUCGGCUCCGAGGCCAGUAUGGAAGACUACCAGAGCAUAGCCCUCUAUUUCGAGGGAGAAAAGAAGCACCUGCUGGCUGGGAAGUUUUUCCGGAAGUGUGGCCAGUACAGCAGGGCACUCAAACACUUUCUGAAGUGUCCCAACACUGAUGAUAAUAUGGCUAUAGAAAUGGCAAUCGAGACGGUAGGAGAAGCUAAAGACCAGGCUCUGAGCAAUCAGUUGAUCGAUUACCUCAUGGGAGAGAGUGACGGAAUACCAAAGGACGCUAAGUAUCUCUUCCAAUUGUACAUGGCGCUCAAACUCUAUAAGGAGAGUGUGAGGACGGCCAUCAUCAUCGCCAGAGAGGAGCAGACAGCAGGUAACUACAGGAAUGCCCAUGACGUCCUGUUCAAUAUGUAUAUGGAACUUCAGAAUAAUAAUAUUAAGAUCCCAGCUGAGAUGAUCACCAACCUGAUGAUCCUCCACAGCUACAUACUGGUGAAGAUACACGUAAAGAGAGGAGACCAUCUGAAAGGAGCCCGCAUGCUGAUCCGAGUCUCCAACAGUAUCAGCAAAUUCCGCACACACGUCGUUCCCAUCCUGACGUCGGCUGUCAUUGAGUGCCAUCGUGCCGGAUUAAAAAAUUCUGCUUUCAGCUUUGCAGCGAUGCUGAUGAGGCCUGAGUACCGGAACCAGAUUGACCCCAAAUACAAGAAGAAGAUUGAGGCCAUGGUCCGUCGUCCAGACACAUCUGAGGUGGAGGAGGAGAGCUCUCCAUGUCCAUACUGUGGCUUCAGCCUGCCUGAGUGUGAGCUGCUUUGCCCUGGCUGCAAGAACAACCUGCCCUACUGCAUUGCUACGGGUCGCCACAUGGUGAAGGAAGACUGGUGUGUGUGUCCACACUGCAACUUUCCUGCUCUGUACUCUCAGUUUACACAGCUGUUAGAGACUGAAUCGAUGUGUCCCAUGUGCUCUGAGAGUGUCAGCGCAAGUCAGCUGAAGAUCUCUGACUGCUCCAAAUAUCUGCAGCAGGACCAGGACCAAGAUGAACCCUGACGUACACACACACACUUGGUUUUUCUAUCCUUUUUUUCUGUUUUGCCUUUGGAAGGGUCAAACAGCCAAUUUGUGUGUGUGUUCUGCCAUCCUCCAUAUUGAUUGAAAAGCAAAAUAAAGAUAAUC
Neoarius graeffei (lesser salmon catfish) is the source of this 4215-nucleotide messenger RNA. RefSeq names its product WD repeat domain 19 (gene wdr19). Bases 52 to 4089 code for a protein of 1345 amino acids. Gene Ontology annotation, molecular function: protein binding. Gene Ontology annotation, cellular component: intraciliary transport particle A; cilium. The transcript is spliced from 36 exons. The record is from RefSeq and is a predicted model, not a curated record. Lineage: Eukaryota; Metazoa; Chordata; Actinopteri; Siluriformes; Ariidae. Gene Ontology annotation, biological process: intraciliary retrograde transport; cilium assembly.